This is a messenger RNA of Spinacia oleracea (spinach), 3997 nucleotides long. RefSeq lists its product as uncharacterized. Bases 225 to 3575 code for a protein of 1116 amino acids. Gene Ontology annotation, biological process: protein import into nucleus. NCBI's taxonomy places the organism in Eukaryota, Viridiplantae, Streptophyta, Magnoliopsida, Caryophyllales, Amaranthaceae. The record is from RefSeq and is a predicted model, not a curated record. Gene Ontology annotation, molecular function: protein binding. The transcript has 20 exons.
CUCCUCCUCGACAUUCCAAGUUGGCGAGAUUAUAUUAUAUUUAAUAAAAAAAGAAAAAACAGAAAAAAUAGGAAAGAGAGAGAAAGAGACUAGCAGAAAUCUUUUUAGCGCCUCCACUGCUCUUUUUUUCCUCCCCCUCUCCCCAAAAAUUAUCCCCAAAAACCCUAAAUUUUUUCAGUUUUUGUGAGGCGCAAACCUCCCCAAUACCUUCCAAACCUCCUCCAAUGGCGACCGAGUUGACUCAGCUCCAACACGCUCAAAUGGCGGCGAUUCUCGGCCCCGAUCCAUCUCAUUUCGAAACCCUAAUCUCUCACCUCAUGUCCACAAACAACGACCAGCGCUCUCAAUCCGAGUCCCUAUACAAUCUAUGCAAGCAGCACCAGCCUGACGGGCUAUCCCUCAAGCUGGCGCAUCUUCUGCAGUCUUCUCCUCACCCGGAAGCUCGAGCCAUGGCCGCGAUUUUGCUCCGAAAGCUAUUGACCCGGGACGACUCGUUCCUAUGGCCUAAACUCAGUGGUUCGACUCAGUCGACGCUCAAAUCCGUCCUCCUUGCUUGCGUUCCGCGGGAGGAUACGAAGACGAUAUCGAAGAAGUUGUGCGACACUAUUUCUGAGCUCGCUGCUGGAAUUAUCCCUGAAUAUGGAUGGCCGGAGCUUUUGCCGUUCAUGUUCCAAUGCGUGACUUCGGAUAAUGCAAAGCUCCGAGAAUCCGCGCUGUUGAUUUUUGCGCAAUUGGCUCAGUAUAUUGGUGAAACACUGGUUCCUCAUUUGGAUACUCUUCAUAACGUGUUUUUUCAAUGUUUGGGAGGGUCUUCGAGUGCCGAGGUUCGAAUUGCAGCUCUAGGAGCUACCAUUAACUUCAUCCAAUGCUUAUCCAACGCUUCGGAUCGCGAUAGGUUCCAGGAUUUGCUUCCUCCGAUGAUGCAGACAUUGACUGAGGCUUUGAAUUGUGGGCAAGAAGCCACUGCUCAGGAGGCUCUUGAAUUGUUGAUUGAUUUGGCUGGGACGGAGCCUAGGUUUUUAAGGAGGCAAUUGGUUGAUGUUGUUGGAGCGAUGUUGCAGAUUGCGGAGGCAGAGACUCUUGAAGAAGGAACCAGGCAUUUGGCGAUUGAGUUUGUGAUUACAUUGGCUGAGGCGAGAGAGAGGGCGCCUGGUAUGAUGAGGAAGUUGCCCCAAUUUAUCCAAAGGUUGUUUGGGAUAUUGAUGAAGAUGUUGCUUGAUAUUGAGGAUGAUCCUGUGUGGCAUACUGCUGAUACCGAGGAUGAGGAUGCUGGGGAGUCUAGUAAUUAUAGUGUUGCGCAGGAGUGUUUGGAUAGGUUGUCGAUUUCAUUGGGAGGGAAUACCAUUGUUCCGGUUGCCUCUGAGUCGUUGCCAGCUUUUUUGGCUGCUCCUGAGUGGCAAAAGCAUCAUGCUGCUUUGAUUUGUUUGGCCCAAAUAGCAGAGGGCUGCUCAAAGGUGAUGAUAAAUAACUUAGAACAAGUUGUGUCAAUGGUGUUGAAUUCAUUUCAAGACCCACAUGCUCGUGUGCGUUGGGCUGCCAUUAAUGCAAUCGGUCAACUAUCAACAGACUUGGGGCCAGAUUUGCAAAUGCAAUAUCAUAAUCGUGUGUUGCCUGCUUUGGCGUCUUCCAUGGAUGAUUUUCAAAAUCCCCGUGUCCAGGCACAUGCUGCUUCAGCUGUCUUGAACUUCAGUGAAAAUUGCACCCCAGAGAUCUUGACGCCUUACUUAGAUGGUAUUGUGAGCAAACUGCUUGUCCUUCUGCAGAAUGGGAAGCAAAUGGUUCAGGAAGGAGCCUUGACUGCAUUAGCAUCGGUUGCUGAUUCAUCACAGGAACUUUUCCAGAAGUAUUAUGAUGCUGUUAUGCCAUACCUUAAAGCUAUACUGGUCAAUGCAACUGAUAAGGCAAAUCGUAUGCUACGUGCAAAGUCUAUGGAAUGUAUAAGCUUGGUUGGAAUGGCUGUCGGGAAAGAGAAGUUUAGAGAUGAUGCUAAGCAGGUCAUGGAAGUUCUUAUGCAGUUGCAAGGAUCUCAACUGGAAGCUGAUGAUCCCACAACUAGUUAUAUGCUUCAGGCAUGGGCAAGACUCUGCAAAUGUCUGGGGCAAGAUUUUCUUCCCUAUAUGAGUGUUGUUAUGCCUCCAUUGCUUCACUCUGCUCAACUUAAGCCUGAUGUAACGAUCACAUCAGCAGAUUCAGAUGCUGAUAUUGAUGAAUCUGAUGAUGAGAGCAUUGAAACCAUCACCCUUGGGGAUAAAAGAAUUGGAAUCAAGACCAGUGUUCUUGAGGAGAAAGCUACAGCUUGCAAUAUGUUGUGUUGCUAUGCCGAUGAGCUGAAAGAAGGUUUCUUUCCAUGGAUAGACCAGGUUGCUCCUACAUUAGUUCCCCUUCUAAAAUUUUAUUUUCACGAGGAAGUUAGAAAGGCUGCAGUGUCAGCCAUGCCGGAGCUUCUGCGUUCUGCUAAAUUAGCUGUGGAAAAGGGGUUAGCCCAAGGUCGCAAUGAGUCAUAUGUUAAGCAAUUGUCUGAUUAUAUUAUACCUGCUUUGGUGGAGGCUCUACACAAGGAACCUGAAGUGGAAAUCUGUUCAAACAUGCUUGAUGCACUUAAUGAGUGUGUACAGGUCUCUGGAACACUUUUGGAUGAAAGCCAAGUAAGAAUCAUAGUAGAUGAGAUAAAGCAGGUUAUAACAGCGAGUGCCUCUAGAAAGGCCGAGAGAGCAGAAAGGGUCAAAGCUGAGGAUUUUGACGCUGAAGAAGGAGAAAUUCUUAAGGAAGAAAAUGAGCAAGAAGAAGAACUUUUUGAUCAGAUUGGCGACUGCUUAGGCACAUUGAUCAAGACAUUCAAGGCAUCUUUCCUGCCCUUCUUUGAUGAGCUCUCAUCAUACUUGACACCCAUGUGGGGUAAGGAUAAAACAACAGAAGAAAGAAGAAUUGCCAUUUGUAUAUUUGAUGAUAUUGUGGAGCAUUGUCGUGAAGCAGCACUUAGAUACUAUGACACCUUCCUCCCUUUCCUGUUGGAGGCUUGCAAUGAUGAAAAUUCAGAUGUUCGGCAGGCUGCUGUUUAUGGUCUUGGUGUUUGUGCCGAGUAUGGGGGAUCUGUGUUCAAGGCUCUUGUUGGAGAGGCUCUUUCAAGAUUGGAUGUUGUGAUAAGGCAUCCAAAUGCUACACACUCAGAGAAUGUGAUGGCUUAUGACAAUGCGGUAUCAGCUCUUGGGAAAAUAUGCCAGUUUUAUCGUGAUAGUAUAGAUGCUGCUCAGGUUGUUCCUAUGUGGUUGAAUUGCUUGCCAAUUAAAGGAGAUCUAAUCGAAGCCAAGGUUGUGCAUGAUCAACUUUGUUCCAUGGUUGAGAGGUCUGAUAGAGAUUUAUUAGGGCCGAACAAUCAGUAUUUGCCCAAAAUAGUUGCAGUUUUUGCUGAGGUAUUGUGUGCGGGUAAAGAUCUUGCAACAGAGCAAACUGCUAGCCGAAUGGUCAAUUUAUUAAGGCAGCUUCAACAAACUCUACCACCUUCUACUCUUGCAUCGACCUGGUCAUCCCUUCAACCUCAGCAGGUGUUGGCAUUGCAGUCAAUUCUAUCCCAAUAGUUUCACCUAUAUUUAUUUAAUCUUUAUGAAGCCUGCUCGUGUUGUGAGCUGGUUUGUUGUCUUCUAUUUCAUUAUUCUUUUUUCAUGGCAUAUAUUAUUCCAUCCUCAAUCGCAAUUUUUGCUGGUGGACGUAGUCGUUGGUCAAUGUGGUAGUCUUGGUUGACGAAGAUCAGUGUGUAUAUUAUAAGUGUUGUCCGUCACAAGUUAUCUUGCUGUGAUUUGAGUUAUAAAAAAUGGAAAAGAAAUAGAAGAGUGGUGUGGUGAGGUCAUACUUCUGUUGUCAUUAUAGUGUUCAACGCCUUGACAGUUCAAAGGAUUUUGUGAAGCAAUUUAGUAGCAAUUUUGGGGUCUGUUCCUGCAUUCAACACUUAUUUUUUUUGGUGUAUGCGUUGAUUAAUGAAGGUUCGCUUAAUGUUUUAAUA